This is a messenger RNA of Corythoichthys intestinalis (scribbled pipefish), 991 nucleotides long. It is a transcript of the gene cav3, whose product is annotated as caveolin 3. The record is from RefSeq and is a predicted model, not a curated record. Gene Ontology annotation, cellular component: sarcolemma; caveola; focal adhesion. Bases 157 to 615 code for a protein of 152 amino acids. Gene Ontology annotation, molecular function: transmembrane transporter binding; molecular adaptor activity; connexin binding. Lineage: Eukaryota; Metazoa; Chordata; Actinopteri; Syngnathiformes; Syngnathidae. The transcript is spliced from 2 exons. Gene Ontology annotation, biological process: regulation of membrane potential; regulation of cytosolic calcium ion concentration; cell differentiation.
GCCUCCAAAUUUACCAGGGCAUGCAGCAGCUGUCCACUGGCAUGUCAACGGGAGCGUCAGCGCAGUACACAGGGGUUCAGAAGUGAUUCGCUGUGCCUUCAGCUUUGACGGCUCUCCCCUCACUCUCUUUCUCAUCAAGCACCUGCAGCCCCAAGCAUGGCGGACCAGUACGAUUACAACACCAAUGAGGAAAAGAUCAUGAAGGACAGCAACACCAAGGAGAUUGAUCUUAUCAACAGAGACCCCAAACAGAUCAAUGAAGACGUGGUUAAGGUGGAAUUUGAGGAUGUCAUCGCAGAGCCAGACGGCACACACAGUCUGGACGGCGUAUGGAAGCUGAGCUACACCACCUUCACUGUGUCUAAGUACUGGUGUUACCGGAUUCUGUCCGCCCUCUUCGGUAUCCCCGUAGCUCUGAUCUGGGGGUUCCUGUUCGCCUGUAUCUCCUUCUGCCACAUCUGGGCGGUGAUGCCUUGCAUCAAGAGCUGUCUGAUUGAGUCACAGUGUGUUAGCCGCAUUUACUUGCUGUGCAUUCAGACCUUCUGCGAUCCUUUGUUCGAAGCCUUGGGCAAGAUCUUCAGCAGUGUGCGUGUGGCACUGCGCAAGGAAGUCUAAAAACUUACCUGGAAUCUUUUUCUACAUCGCCUCGCCACCUUACAAUGCAACUACACUGUUCACCUGUCUCAUCGUAGAAGGGUCUGGUAUCAUGAGAUUAUCGGAUAUUUUACACACGCAAAAUAGCACAGUAAAAAAAUGAUAUUGUUACGCCACUUUUGGGGCCCAUGUCACCAAACUUUAGUAAUAUUUUGAAGAAAAACUACUGUUAUAAGUUGAACAUUUGCUCAACCUUGCUGCUGAGGGUCCAUUAUUAUGAGACUUUAAAACGAUUUUGUACAUAUAAGUCCAGUUAUUUGUAGAAAAUUGACAUAUUUGCAACAGGUUGCUGCCCCCCACCUUACUGUCAUUUCCAGUAUUUAGUAAGACUUGUCAC